UGGCUUCGGCUUUGAUAACUUUCUCAAGAUUAUUCAUUUUGAUUGUUGUAAAAAAUGCCUUCUUUAAACUUGAGCGAAAAUGAUCGUGCUGUGUUAAAUAGUAUAUUUAAUCCGUCUCAACCAUUAGGAGAAAACGCAUUCGAGGAAGAUAUUCCAGAAUUAUUAGAAGAUCAAGAAGACCCGCAAACACCAUUUUUGAACGACGCACGAGCCUUGGAAGCUGAAGCUGUCCGUUUGGCCGAAGCCGGGGAUUUGGCAGCCGCGCUGACCGUGGUGGACCGCGCGAUAGACCUGCUGCCCGGUCGUCCUUCAGGUUACAACAAUCGCGCACAAGUUCACAGGCUGGCGGGACGAGACCAAGAUGCUUUGUCGGAUUUAACUAUGGCUGUGAACCUCAGCUCCGGAAAAGGAAGAUCUGGUGUGCAGGCUUUAUGUCAACGGGGCCUCCUGUACAGAAAAACUGGUGAAGACGAUUUAGCUCGGGAAGAUUUCAACAAAGCCGCAAGCUUAGGCUCCACCUUUGCAAAAAAUCAGUUAGUGGAAAUGAAUCCUUAUGCUGCUUUAUGUAAUCAAAUGUUGGGAGAAGUUUUUGCCAAAUUAAAAUAAUAGAUAAA
Ctenocephalides felis (cat flea) is the source of this 614-nucleotide messenger RNA. Its product is annotated as tetratricopeptide repeat protein 36. The coding region runs from base 55 to 606 and encodes 183 amino acids. The record is from RefSeq and is a predicted model, not a curated record. The transcript is spliced from 4 exons. Gene Ontology annotation, molecular function: protein binding. Gene Ontology annotation, biological process: cilium assembly. NCBI's taxonomy places the organism in Eukaryota, Metazoa, Arthropoda, Insecta, Siphonaptera, Pulicidae.